Molecule: messenger RNA, 18700 nt
Organism: Lymnaea stagnalis (great pond snail)
Lineage: Eukaryota; Metazoa; Mollusca; Gastropoda; Lymnaeidae
Source: the annotation of a GenBank genome assembly
GACUUUUUCAGCAAUGCCACUCUUGUGGAUUCUCCUGAUGAAAAAUCUGAGAAAUUGACUAACAGAGAAGACUGUCGAAGGUAUAAGAAAACUCUUAAAAAUAUCAGUUCCAAAUCAGACCAAAUUGUGGAAAGAAAAGAAUCAGAUGAAAGGAAUGUGGAAAAUUUCAACUCUGCAACUCAAGUGGAUAAAGAGGAAAUGAAGGCACAUCGAACAACCACAAAACUGAAAGAGUGCAGCAAAGACAGCUUUGAUGUGAGUGAAAGUAACAUUGUUGAGUUUAUGGCCUCUACUCAGGUUGAUCCAAGCACUGUCACCCCAAAAGUCAAGCGCUAUCUUUUUUUCCCAAAGAAAAAAGUUGACAAUCCGACACCUGUAGGGUUGUUUGAUAAAUUUAGUGCUGAAUUCAAAAAAGUAAAUGAGUGCAGUGCUGAAUUUAAAAAAGGAGAUGAGCACUCCUGUUCAGACAUCCCAAGGAGCAUGGGAUCCAAGACAGUGACUUCUAAAUCAAAAUCAAGGAAGGAGGAAGCCCUCUCACCAAAUAUAAAUGAGGAAGCUAAAUUAGCUAGCAUCCCAUCAGGAGAGCAUUUUGUACCAAACAUGUCCCAACAAGACAGGGAGUCACCAAACACGCCCCACCAAGGCAGGGAGUCACCAAACAUGCCCCACCAGGGCAGGGAGUCACCAAACAUGCUCCACCAGGGCAGGGAGUCACCAAACACGCCCCACCAGGGCAGGGAGUCACCAGAUAUGCCCUACCAAGACAGGGAGUCACCAGAAGAGAAACUCUCAUCAAGCUUGUCAGACAUAGAAGAUUACUUUGUGGCCACCCAGGUAGACAAACCAGACAUGGUGGGUAAACGUAGUGAGCAAAAAAUUAUAAGCAAUGACACGAAAAUAAAAACACCAAGCAUAAAGAUCCCAAGUUUUGAGUCCGUUGGUGAUAAGAAGGACAGGUCAGCAGGAGAAGAGAAAAGAAAAAAGUCAGAUGUGUCAAGCUCUAAAAGUAGUCUUACUGGCAAGACAUCAAAGUUGCUCACAGCAGUCCCAUCUAAUCAUUCCGUCAAGGAAGUUAUAGAAAAAAAUAAGGCAGAUGUCUUCCCUGGUGAUUACAGACUUAGAAAAAAUUAUAUUUCUCAUUCUUUGGAUCACAAAGAUGGAACAAAUGUAAGGCACCCUUUAAAAUAUAAUGAAACCUCUGCCAACCCAGUUUAUAAAGGCCUUUUUCGCAGUAAAAGUGCUGAUCAAGUGCCAGAAGUUCCUGAUAAGCCAUUAUCUAAGCUGACCCCCUCAAUUCCUCACACCAAAAGUAUUUCAAAUAUCGCCAGGAAAAAUGAAUUGGAAGGAAAGGAUUCUUCAACUUCUGUUGAAGCACAAAAUGAGUCGGGGGUCAAAAAUGGCUUUAAAAGAAAGAAGAGGUCUUUUUCUUCCGUGGGAGAAUAUGCCAGUUUGGGUUCAGCAGAGAAAGAUAAAAGUACAAAGAAAUCACUUAAAUCUGGUGGCAAUAUGGUUCAACCAGAAAGCCCAACAAAAACAUUAAAAGCUACCCAGUCUCUUAAAGAUAAUGUCCCAAAAAAAGCAGCAUUUACUGGUAAAUUACCCUCAUUGAAACGUUCUUUUAUUGAUAUGGAACAAAAUAAGUCACCAGUCAAAAGACAGAAAAACGUGAAGUUUUCUUGGUUAACUUCCGGCGACAGAAGAAUGAAACAAAAGGACCCAAAGAAGAAAUCCAUAGGCACUGCAGCAAGUAUUAGCCUAAAUAUUGAGGCGGCUCGUCAGCGCAUGCUUGAACGCCAGAUGAAAGUGUCCACCGCAUUACAUAAAUCAAAUGCCCACCAAUCAGAAAAAACCGUGCACCACAAUGAUGAGGAGGAUGUAGAAAUGCCAUGCACUCAAGAUAUCAUGGCCCGAGGCUUGCCCAUACUCACUGCCCGUUUACCAGUUGACAAAACCAAACUGAAUCUUGGCCUUCCCAGUCAAGGGAGAGUGGCCCCUGAGGAGAAACAAAAUAACAGCAACUUGUCUGCUUCGGAUGGACAUGGAAAAAGUGAGACUGGACGAAACGAAAAGCUUAUGAGACAACCUUCAGCUGCACUCGCCAAAAGUCCAGCCUCGUUGUUGGGUGCCGUCAAAGAAUCCUCUCCUUCUGCAACAGGAUUAUCUCAUGCAGAAUCCAGUGUCAGAACAUCCAAUGUCACAGUGCCAAACUCCUCUGAUCGGCCUGAAAGCUCAACAGUUGAAGUAAACGCUUCCAGUGCCUGUGUCUCCUCUACCCAGAACUCUUUAUCAGCCGUUCCGUCUUCAGUGUCCUGUUCUUCGUUGGCUCCCCGCCAGAAAUCUUCAGUAGGCAUGCGUGUGUCAGUAAAACCCACUGAAGAUCAGACACUGCCUCGAAGUAUUUUAAAACAACCAGACAAACUGCCUGAAAGGAAGACCGUUAAUUUCCGAGACUCACAAAACACUUUUAAGUUCAUCGAGCCUGUCAGCAGACCAUUCAGAGAAAUGCUAAAUAAUGUUCCCCAGCUGACAGAAGUUCCACAGUCAAGUCCUGAGUUCAUUACAAGUGUUCUUCUUAAAAUACUUGGUUGGAACACAAAUUGGCUUCGAGAAUAUGGUAAUUAUUAUUAACAUAAACUUUUAUGUGACUUAGCUGACAUAUCAUUGUAAUAACUCUCUAAAUUUAUUUAUUUAUUUAGGCAUUUUUAUAUAGCGCUUACCUUAAAGCUCUAAGCGCUUUACAAUUAUUAAAAACAUGUAAACUAACUACAAUAAAAAUGAGACACUAGGAUAGUAACUACUAUACUAUAGAAACAAUUAAAAUGGCUAUAAAACGAGGACACUUUGGCACGUUUUGGCCAAUAUUACAGGAUUAACCCGAGACAGAAAAUGAGGCAGGGCAAGGAGGGUGCAUCACAGGUCAUAGGCAGACCUAAACAGAUCGGUUUUAAGGGACUUUUUAAAAGUGGAUGAGGUUUCACAAUGACGGAUAUAGAAGGGGAGCUGGUUCCAGAACGUGGGCCCAUGGAAGUAGAAGGAGCGUUCACCGGUGGUCUUAGUUUUGGUUCUUGGGAUUGAGAGGGUUCUAUUGUCAAUGGAAGAGCGUAGUUGUCUUGUGGGGAUGUAAGGAAGCAACAGUUCAGAGAGAUAGACAGGAAAGUGAGGGUCAGUGAACGAGUUGAAGAUGUGGUCAUGUUUCUUUGAUUUAAAAAUGAGUCUGCAUGCUGAGUUCUGUGCCUUCUGAAGUUUGUCUAUGUGGUGUUGAGGAAUGCCUGCGAGAAGAGUGUUACAGUAGUCAAAUUUUGAAAGAAUUAGUGAAGAGACGAGAGUUUUUGUGGCAUCAAAGGAGAGGAGGUGUCUAAUGGUGCUGAUUUUUCUAAUUUCGUUAUAUGCUGAUCUACAUAUAUUCAUGACAUGUUUGUCCAUGGAGAGGGUGUCUGUAAGUGUGACUCCAAGGUUUCUGGCAGAGGAAGAGAGUGUGAUGUCAGAGUUGCCAAUAGAUAUAGAAGAAGGAGCGGAUGGAGGGAGAUGUUUGUUUUGAGAGUGGAUGAGAAGGAUUUCCGUUUUAUCACAUUACCGGUACCAGAAAUUUGAAAGACCAUGGGCAGGCUCUACAUCCCAAUAAAAUAGGGGAAAAAAAUUCAAAACAUUAUCGUUAUGAGCUAACUCAUUAGUCAAAAGAGACAAAAAUCAGCAGCAGGACGAUUAAGCAAAUUUUGAGAGCCAAAUCUCUUUUCAAGAAACUGUCAAGAUUCAUGUUUUUCGGAGUCAAAACCGAUUUGUUGCCGCUGGCUGUUUGCCGACCACUGGUUUAGAGAGUUACAGCCGUGACAUAUUCUAUCAGCAUAUGUAUAUUGAUUUACCAAAGUCUCUUCUUAGAUCCUUUUAAUUUGACAUCAUGUAUCACUAUCAAUAACUUUUAAUUGUUAAACUUACAUUUCUCUAUGUAGACUAAAGAAAAGAAAUUACUUGAAGAAUUAACUUUUAAAUACUGCCCACAGAUAAAGUCUCAAAAGGCCAAAGUAAAGCACAGCAACCACCUCCUCUGCUUGGCAUGGAUAACCACUACUCACGUCUCAGGAUGUAUUUUGAAACAUUUAAGGAGUAUUUAGCGAUCACCAGCAAUCUGCUUAUCCUUGAAACAUGGGAGUUGGUGAGCUAAUAAAUAUUUAAUUGUAGCUUUGAUUGAACUCUUGGCAAAAAUUAUGCAGCAUUAUAGAAUGUAAUUAUUAUCUGGCUAUGAAAAUUUAAAUUAGUCCUUGGUUUAGUUCUUUUUAAAUAUCCCAAGACAGAACCACUUGUUAAAUUUACCUCAAGGUAAUUGUUUCAUCAAUUCAAUCCAUUGCUUAAUUCUAAACAUCUUUUGAUUGCAAACAAGCUUUUCACUGCUGACAAUUUGCGUUUAUGAUGUUUUUCCCCAGAUUUAUCAGGACUGGAAAAAAAAGUUUGAAAAUAUCAAGAAAUCAAAGGUGGUUUUGGAUCGUCUACCAUAUUACCCUACUGGAAGAGAUGGAAAGAAAGAACAGGUUCCUUUAGUGAUUGAAGUCAUUGGCAAGUUUUUUUUAAAUUAAAUUGGGGGCACUCUCCAUGAAGAAAUGACCUAGAGAAUGAAAGGACAAUGUGAUGAAGUCACUGUGAUUUUAUUUAACUGUUUUUGUUGGGCAGUAUUAUUGGUGUCAUAAUUAUGUUGAAUGGUGGCUGUCAGGGUGCAUCCUCUGCUCUGACAUCUAAGUAAAAAAAAAAAAUCAGGGUUUUUUUCCCAUCAGGUUAAGAUAAGAUUAAGUUUCUUUACUUGAUAGAAAUAAAUGGUAAUGUGUUUUGUACAUAAUCAUUUUCAUCAUGUCAGGUACAACUGAAAGUAAAUGUUGUUAAUAAGAUUUUAAAACAGGUUAAUUAUAAUUACAACUUGAAAGACUUAGUCUGAGUUUUUUAUGUUUUAAAACUAGCAAGGUGUUAGGUGAACAAUUGUGUGAUCCAAUUCUCCAAAGGUGAAAUAAACUGUGAGACGUCUUAGACUUUUUUUUAUAUUUUCAUAACACAUACCAAAAAUUUGAUCUUCUAAUGUUGGGAUGUGACAUACUGACUGUUAUUUUUAUGUUAUGUGAGUUUGUGCAUCAAAAUCCAUUAAGACCAUUUUAAUCAUCAGAUUCUGGCUGUUUCUAGUUCUGAUUCUGUCUGUGGGUGUGCAGAUGGCUGAUGAGACUGAUAGUGGCAUGAAAUGUUCUUGUGCAGUGGGUGCAAGGGAUGGAUGAAUAUAUUUGAUCUAUUUCAUAAUAUAUUUUAAGGAACAUCUAGAGUAGUUAGGCAAUAUUUCUUAGAUGGAAUAAAUUUGUUUCUCAUGACCAGCAUCAAUUAUGUUGACAGGUGUAACAUCAAGAUGUGACAGAACAGAUCAGCUAUUCCAAGAUGAUUUUCUAAUUCUGAAAGGUUAUGGAAAACCUAAGGGCUUCGAGGCUAUAGAACCAAAUUGGAGAGAACAGUUUGCCCUCGUUCAAGGUGUCAAACCUCUAUGGGACAAAGACAUAAGAUGGCUGAAUAAAUCUUACCCCCACUUACAGAUCGGUAGGUAAUUGAGGAGUUAGACAGGUAGAUAGGGACUUAUUAAAGAAUGCAUUUUCAAAAUAGUUUUAAAUAAAAUAACAGAGCAAAUUUAGCAUUUAUUAUUUUUUUAAUUCACAGAAUCAAGUAUGAGAGAUGAUAUUUUAAUUUACCAACUGACCCUCAAGAUCAAGUAUCAAGUCAACUACUUUCCUUCAAAACCUAUGGAGAUUCAGGUAGCUAAAUCUAUACAUUUGAGACCUCCGUUUCUAGUGGGACAUUCAUAGUUAUUGUUAUGUUUCUUACUAAUUAAAAUUAUCGCAAUAAAAAUGGGACCCAACACACCCUGUCCAUUAGGUCAACAUUCUUCAAACUCUGGUCUGUAAAAAAAAAUUGGUUGAAGGGGCUAAAAUCGAUAAAUCAAGGAAUGAACCAUUGCAUAAAAGACACACCCCUUUUUUUCCUCUUUUACAUUGUUGAGGUCUUACAUUGGGUUUUAUAACAGAAACAUUACUUUUUUUUUAUAUUAAUGUAUUGAGGCUAAUUAUUUGGUUUAAUGUAAAAGAAGUAUUUAGAACAAGCCUGUGUAAAUUUUGAAAGUUAAUUAUGCACAAUGUAUAGAGAAUGAAACAGCCACUGAUAUUUUAAUAUACCGGUAUCGUUAACCCAGUCAACAUUGUACUUCCAUUUCCCAUUGCUAGCUUUAAAUUAAAAAUGCGGUGGGCUUGAUAAAGGUUAAAGAUUAUAUGAAGUAAUGAAAUUAUAUUUUUUUAUAUUAGCUGGACGACUUAUAGUGCUUAUGUAUACACAUGGAUCUCUCAUGAGUACAGCUGAUGCAAUUUAUUUUAUAUUUAUAUUUAAUUUGGACUUCUUGGAGUUGAGCAAAAACAACUUAUUAUAUUUUAAUCAUCAAUUGGAGAAAGGAUCUUUAAAAAAAUACUAAAUUACCGUACUUGAUAUAAUUUUCCUAACACUUUCAGUUACUAUUUGACAGUUUGUUGAUUCUCAUCUAAAACUAUUUUUUCCUCCAAGAAAAUCUCAAAUCUGAAAACUUUGCUGAGACAACUGGAGGCCCUGACCUUGCUGCCUGAUAACCCAUUGUGUGGACAGCUGCUGUGCCCUAGUGAGCAAAAUGUUUUCUACCAUGACACAGUGGAUCCAGGAAAAGAACGCUCUGUAGGAUUUCUCUUUUUUCCAAUGUUUUAGUUAUUUUAAUGUCCAACAGAUAAGGGGUAAUUCAUUGUUAAUUUACCCGAAUUAUUUGUAUUUAAAAAAAAAAAAUUUUUUCAUCAUAAUCAUUGGCGCUACAGGGCAUGAAGGGCCCUAUCCCGACCACCAUAUCCUUUUAUUCGGACCGAUCCAUGGCAUUCCACCUCUUUGUGCAGACCCCCAGCUGACGUAAGUCCUUCUCUACAUCAGUCCAUUUCAGUCUUAGUCGACCGGUGAGCCAUCUGCCCCUAGGUUUCUGCCUGUAGAUCACUUUUGCUGCUCUACAAUAGGUCAUCCUUUUGAUGUGUCCUGUCUAGCACAGCCUGCCUUUUUUAAUUGUUGGGCGGGUCUUCAAACAAAUGAUAUAUCUCCUGAUUUUACGAUUCUCCAUCCAUCAUUGUCAAUCACCGGGAUUGUUUACUGUCCUGAUGAUUUUACUGUUCCAUGUUUUGAGCAGGUUCUCUACUUUUCUGGCACAGGGACCAAGUCUCUCUUUCAUAAAUUACUACUGGUCUUCUGAUACGACUGUGGUGUAUAUGACUUUCUUUGUACUUUUUGAGAGGUUUUUGCUUCCUAGUAGCUCUUGUAGGCUCAAAUAAGAACAUUUGCCUGCUGUUACCCUUUCUUUCUCCAGUGUCAUUAUUUCUUUCAUUAGUAGCUCCUAGGUAUUUGAAAGUAGCCACCCUCUCAAAAGUGUGGUUGCUUAUUUUGAAGUUGUCAAAGGUAUGUGUGUUUUGUGACAUCACCAUGUAUUUUGUCUUUGCUUCAUUGACCUCAAGACCAGCUUUAACUUAGACAUUUUCAAAUUCCCUGAAAUGCUUUAAUUAUAUCAUUGCUGUUUCUGCCCAGUAGGACUAUAUCGUCCGCAUAUCCCAAUGGUACUUCAAUGGUUGGCUGUAUAAAUUUCCCGAUGGUUGUGGUUUGGUAGUUCUUCUCUAGAAGUAGUUUGUGAAAGUUCCGAAGUAGUUUGUGAUAGUUUCAAAGUAGUUUGUGAUAUUUCCGAAGUAGUUUGUGGAGUUCCGAAGUAGUUUGUGAUGAUUCCACUGGUGCUCACAUGUAUGUUUCUAAUAAUAUUUUCUAAUUUGAUGUGAUGAAUAGGAUACAUGACAGUGAGUCUCCUUGUCUGAGACCCUGAUUAAUCAGGAGUACUCUCCCUGUGCUUUGAUUCUACAUUUUGAGUUAGUCAUGUGUAUAAGCCGGGUAAGUUUGUUAGGGACUCCAAGUUCCUGUAGUGCAUCAUACAGAUAUUUUCCUGCCUACUAUAAGCUGUUUUGUAGUUUUCAUAUAGUUGGUGAAUGUUGAUGCUGUGAUGCUAUAUUCAUGGCAUUUCUCUAGGAGACAUCUGAUGGCAAAGAUAUGAUCCGUGGUUGAUCUAUUCUGUCAGAAUCCACAUUGUUAGUCCCCUAGGAUAUGUUCAUUAUACCUUUACAGUUUUCUUGCUAUUAGUUUAGUGAGGAUUUUCAGGAGUGCCACUUUUACGGAUUAUCCUAGAAUUCCGGAUUCGUGAGGCUAAAUAUUUUUCAGUUCCGGAUUCACGAGUUUUUAUUUUCUCUCGCUCCAGAUUCACCAGUUUAGUUUAUUCAAAUACAGAUUCCGUUUUUUUUUUUAAAAAUCAACAUGUAAGUGUAAGAACGCUCUAAAGCUUAUUCAGUGAGAGCGGGUUUGCUGUAAAUAGAACAGGUACUGCAACCUCUGGUUUAUGUUUGCAAGCCUCUUGCUUUCAUUUGUAAUCAUUGCAUAAGAAAUUAUUUCUAGAGUGUAUGAAUUCUAUGAGUUUCAUUACGUUUCAGGGUUUCAAAAAUUUUUAAGUGAAGUUUCAGUUUUCAAGAACGUUUUAGAAAGGGAUUUCAGGGUUCACAACUUCUAGUGAGUGGCACCCCUUUUAUUUUGUAAGGUACACUAAGUAGCGAGAUUCCUCUAUAAUAUGAGCAAUUCAGCUUACAUCCUGUCUUGGGAAUUGGGAUUAUGAGCACAGAACCACAUUAUAUUGGAUUUUAAUCCUCCGUCCAGAUUCUGGUUAUGAGGUCGUGUAUUUGCCUAUGCAGUUCGUUUCCACCUACUUUUAUCAAUUCUGCAGUAACAAGACCUAUUGCUGGGGCUUUACAUGGUAAAGUCACAUCUUUUGGUACAUUCAAUGUUGGUUGGCUGACCAGUGGGUCCAUUCCUCCUUGUGGUAGAUUGCAAUCCUCAUUUGCUCCUCCACAUGAGCCAAUUAGCAUCCCUUCAAAGUGUUGUGCCCAUUUCUCUAAUACCUUGUUGCUCUCUUAGAUCUUUUCUCCAUCCAUACUUUCACGUAUGAUCUUGCUUGAAAGCUGCUUUAUCUUUAGAUACGUUCCACUCGCAUCUCUAUGUAAUUCCAAACUCUUCUGCCUCAACUAUUUUUUUUUUACUUUUCCUAAUCACAAUUUUCUUUCUACAAAUUUUGGAAGCCACCCCUCUCGUUUCAUUUAAUAUUUGUCAUGUUCUUUUUGACUCCCUUUGCACAUCAUUAGAUGAGCCUUGCUUUUAUUUCUUCUAUGAGUUCUCUGCUUAAAUCCUAUUGUUACCUCUGGUAAACUUUUAACAAUUUCUUCAUUUUUUUUCUCUUUUCGAUAAUUCUAGUUGAGUUUGAAUCUUCUGUUGAAAUGCCUCUUGAAUUUUUGGUCCCUAUUUAAUUUCUGGCUGAUGUACUGUUUUGCUCUUUUGUUUUGUUUAUUGUGGAUGUUACAAAUUCAUUGUUUAUAUUUGAUUCUUACAAGUAUGUUGUCUGAGUCUAUGUCUGCCCCUCUACAGUUUGGUACAUCUAAUAUGUGGGAGCCAUGCCUCCGGUCAAUGAGCACAUGAUCAAUCUGAUGAUGGGUAAAUCCAUCUGGUGAUACCCACGUCGCUUUAUGUAUUUGUUUGUCCCAUUUCUGACUGUAAAUAUCAUUUAUAAUUAAAUGGGCAAAUUUCAACAAUGAAUUUUCACCAUUUAUCUGCAUAGGUACACGAUAAGAUUUAAAUUGAUACAGCGACAUGGCAUUAUUCAUUCUGUACGACAUCGUGCAAACAAUCAUCUCAUGACACUAUCAUUAACCGCUUGACAAAGUCAUGGAGAUGUCAUCAGGGUACUUGUCAGGAAGACUUUUCCUUUUUGGAAAGGGGCGCGGAUGCGGGGGUUGCGGUUAAAGUAUAGACAAGUAAUUCUCUUCAUAUAAUACUGGUUGAAAGACCUUACCAGCGUAUUAUUUAUUUUAUUUUUUUUUGAGUUGGAAAUUUGUGAAUUAAGUGUCUUCUGUUGAAAUUACUAUCUUUGAGAAGUUUGCCCCAAUUCUCUGGUUCUCAAUCGAGUGAUACUUAGUGGUCCUAAUGGCUCUGUUGAAGUAAUGACAGCCUGUUUACAUGAUGUAAAAAUGAAGUGGGUCCAGUUCUACCACAGCAAUUGGUAUUUGGCAGGGGUGGGCAAACUAUGGCCCGCGGGGCCCUGCAACUGAUAUUAUGCGGCCCAUAUAAUUAUAGCCACAGUGUUAUUAAAUUUUUGAAUCAAAAAAUUCUUUUCUAAUGGUUACAUUGUUAUAAUUCCAAUUAGUAAUCAUGGCCUUUUCCAACUUUUUUGUUGUCUUAUUCCAACCAGAAACUAAACACAGAACAAGCAAAAGCUGUUGCCAGUAUUAAAAGGGGAGUGCUCAUGUCCCCUAAAGCUAAAAAAGUAUUUUUUCUUCAAGGUCCGGCUGGCACUGGAAAAACACAAACCAUCAUGGCACUCAUACACCAGAUUUUGCUGGUAAAAACUUUUUAAUUGUUUUAUAAAACCCAAAUUUUUCAAUACUUCCAUUUAUUUGCAAUAAAUAAAGAAAUUUUACAUAUGCUUUACGUUUUGGUAGAACUGCUGAGAUAAUUAAUAUCCCUUGAAAUUAGCACUGCACAAUUUAUUAAAGAAAUGUACUCCUCUCUUAUUCCAAUGUGUGUUGUUUUCAGUCAUCAGGCUUCAAGGCACGUAUUUGUUUAGCCACACCGUCUAAUGCUGCAGUGGAUGAAGUAGCUAAAAGAAUCAUACAGUUUUCAGAAAGACUGAGAGUGGCCGGUGAGUUUCUAAAGGUGUUUUUGACAUGUAACUAAGUUGAUUUUCUGGAGACAUUCAGUCCAUUAAUUCAUAAAAUAAUUGGUUUGUUUUUCAUUCUCCUUUAUAAAAUAAGUUGAUUUUUUUUGUGUGUGCAUGUUUUAUUUAAUAACCCAUAAAUGGGAAGAAAUAUGCAUUAAUAUUUAUUUUGCAAUUUUUUAUAUUUUUUUUACAGUAGAUCAACAAAGUUUUUUUUUUUUUAAUUUUUUUAAUGAUGUUGAUGUGACAGCUGCAUUUUUCAACUAAUUAACUAAUUAUUUUGUUUUUGUGAUGACCUUUUAGAGAACAAAAGUAUUUCUUUAGUAAGGAUUGGUAACAGAGACUGCAUUAAGCCAGUUGUCAAACCUUUCUACUGGGAAACACUUGUAGAAGAGCAAUGCAAAGGUGGGUAGGAAAAUCCUUACUCAAAAUGAUCUUGAUACAAAAUCAAAUAAUCACUGUUAAAGUCAAUAUUCUCCCUAUGGAAUUGUGGUUUGAAAGCUGAUAUUUUGUACUGCAGUAAUACCUUAUAAAAUGUUUAAAUUGCAAUUGCUCUAGUUAACAUUUCUUUAAAAUCUUAAUGAGAAAAUUUUAUCCGUAUGCUAAAAAUGAAUGUGUCCAUAAAAGAAUCUUAGCUCAUAAAAUUGAUUCUCCAAGUAUUAUUCAUUGGUAUUGAAGCCUACAGAGUUUUGUAAAAUAAAAUAUGUUUUUUAAAAGCUAUGCUUCACUUUUUAUUUACGAUCAAUUUUUCUUUUGAAAGUACAUACAAAAGUGCCAGACAGUUUGCUGGCUGAACUGGAACAUUUUAGGCGGCUAGUAAGCAAUCUAAAAAGUAAAUUGGCUGAUCCAUCUGUCCCUAGAGUGCAGGUAAUGGUCACCUUCAUGAAAUUUUAAAUAUCUUAAGGAAUUUAAUCUACUGAUGACUGGCAACCCCCCCCCCCUUUUUUUUUUUCCUUUAACAAAAAAAAUGCACCCUUGCAACUCCUGCCACACCAUAGUAGGAUGGGUGUUCUUGUAACUACUAUCCCAAGUCCCUGCUCCACCACAAAUAGGGCUUUAAAAAAUUCCAAGUAGACCUUAAUAAUUGAAGGACUGCAAAUUCAAGCUGUGUAAAUGAAAUAGUAGAACAAGGUAUGUGUUGAAGUUUGAAUCAAUAGACAGGACAAUAAGAUAAGAACGUUUCAGCUUAGAGCCUUCUUCAGCAAACAGGACAAAUGAAAAUACAACAAACAAGAAAACAGAGCACAGUAAAAAAAACUUUAGAGAUAUCCUUUGUUGUUGCCGGAAGUAAGAUUACAGGAAGUGAAAGAAUAUAAAUAUAGGUCCUGUGAAAGGGUUGGAGGGAAAGAAAUAUGGUAACAGUAUUACUUAUAAAUAUUGCCUGGAGACCAUAACAAUGUUUUGAACAGUUCUGGGAUGUAGGGAAGAACCGUUGCUGUAACAAAACAACGUGCAAAAAUAUAUUUUAUUUAUAUAUUUAAUUUUUCUCCCCCUGAUCCAUUAGAAAGCAUCAAAAGAUGCUGACCUUCUGCAGUGUAAAGAUAAGAUAAAGAGUCUGGAGUCAGAGCUUCGCAAUAAAAAGGUUUGUGUUUGACUUGUGAACAACGCAUGGUUUUUAAUGUUCAUUUCUGAAAUAAAAUUGUUGUAAUAUUUAGAAAUAUCUUAUGACUUUUUUUUAAAAAGUCAGUCUUAACUUCGGCGGCACAUCAAAAAGCAUGUCAAGUAGCUCUCUGCGAUAAUUAGGUUAACUACGGUAUAAGAAUAAACAAAUAAGAUUGACGUUGUACUUAGUGAUCUUUUAGUUGACAUGGGUGAUAACGUUUAAUCUGAAUAUUACCUUCAGCCUUUCCAAGUGCCUUGCAAAGCCACCUUAAAUAGUUUUGAUGAUGCUGCAAGUCAUAUUUUUUAAAUUUUGCACAUCAGACUUGCAAAAAAUAUUAAUCCGUAACAUCUCACACAGGUUGCUUCAAACUUUUUAAAUAACCGCACUUGGCCACCUCUUUUGGACAUCAGAUAAAACAAAUUAUUAUGAGACACUGACUGAAUUGGAAAGAGUCUUCCAUUGCUUUAAAAAAAAAAUAAUUUAAAAUUACUGGAACAAUUGAGAAUUUAAAAAUGCAUAUUGUUUUGACUUCAGCCAACUGCCAGAGAGAGGUACAAAGCUAAAUGCAGUGUAAUGGACAACGCUCAUGUCAUCUGCGGAACGCUCAGCAGCUUUGGUAUGGAAACUGUGAAGGGGAUUUUGUUGCGUGGAGAGAACCACAGACACAAGGAUCAGCCGUUCACCUGUUUGAUUAUUGAUGAGGUAUUCAACUUACCUAUUUGAUUAUUCCUGAUGUAUCCAACUUAUUUGCUUGAUUAUUGGUGAGAUAUUCAACUCGAUUGAUUAUUGAUGAAAUUUUAAACUCCCUUGCUUGAAGUUGAUUAUCAAUGAGGCAUUCAUGACUGCACUCAUUUAAAAAGCUCUGGCCACUCUACAUUAUGUUCACAUUACUGUUGUUUGCCCGAUUAGUGGACCAAGACUGAACUUUAUAGGGUAAAUUUUUUAAAGAAAUAAUCAUACUGAUUAUACAAUGUGUUAGACUCAGAUUCCAAUCCAAGAUAUUACAAUGUUUUAGACUCAGUAUAUUAAGUGUUCUUGUUAGUUUUUGCUAUCAAACCAUGUAAAAUUAAAUGUUGCAUUUUAUUUUAAAAAAUCACAAUGCUUGAAUAGAUUAUGCUAAAAAUACCAAGUAUAUUUACAUCUGUUAGAUUUUGCUAUUAAUUUUUGCUAUGUUAGGCAAGGUUGUUAAACAACUUGUUCUUGCCUCCCAGGCCACGCAAGCCAUUGAGGUUGAUUGUCUCAUACCUUUACAAUACAAGAUGACCAAGGUGGUUUUAGUAGGAGACCAGAAACAGCUACCUGCCACUGUUUUAUCUCAGGUAACUUAAAAUGGAAACUGUUGCUUUGAAAAAAAUUUUAAACUUUUCAAGCUUAAAAUUAGUUCUGGUGAAUAAUAAUAAUAAUAUCUUUAGAAGUUAGAACUGAUAAAACUACACUAUUGUAAUUACAGUUUUAAAGAAAAUAAAUUGUUCACAGAAGGGAUAAAAAUAAUCUCAGUAACCCAAUUUUUUAAAAUUGUCUAUUUUCAGAAAGCUAACGAACUGGAGCUUGGUAGAUCCCUGUUUGAGAGACUGAAUCUUCGUUUUGAAGAGAUGCAGAAAGGUUCAUCAUUUCAGUCUCCCAUCAUGAUGUUAGUUAGACAGUACCGCAUGAAUCCAGAGGUGCUUGCACUACCAAACAAUCUUUUCUAUGAUGGCAAGUUAAAGACAGAUGAGUAAGUUGGCCGUCAAGAGCCAGCGGGAGGAAGCUUUUGUCAAAAUAAGUUUGUUUUUUUUUAAAAAGACUUGUGUUAGGUGGGGUGUAGUUUUAAAACACGUCCUCUUAACAGCUACAACAGGGCAUCAAGAUUUUAAUGUUAAUUUCAGUAAAAUUUAAAAAAUGUAUGUGCGGAGACAAGCCACAUUAUUGUACAUACAUACACAUACAUUAAAUAUAAAUGUACAUUAAUGUACAUACAUGCAUUUAUAUUACAUAUGAACCACACUAUUGUCUAUACAUUAUAUUUUAAAUAUGAACGUACAUGUGGGCAACCAUACAUACUUGACAUUAAAGUUAGUUUUAAACCCACAGUGCAAUGUGUUUAUGUUUAUAAGUCAUUGGCGUAAGAAGUGUUUGCUCCUACAUUACAAAAAUAAUGCUAUCUGCCUUAUAAAAUGUUUACCCCGCUGAACAAAACUCCCCCCCAAAAAAUUUAAGGCUCUCCCAAUUUAUGCUGCAAAGCAUUUUCUUUCACUCUAUUAAACAAUCAAAACAUGCUUAAAAUUGUUUCUACACAAAUUUUAGCACGCAACCCUACAAAACACAUCUAAAAAUAGAUAAUUGUCUUUAUUCACAAUUUUAUAUAUAUAUAUAUAUAUUUUAUUUGUUAUUUUUUUUUAGUUCAGUGCUGAGUCGGAAAUCUUUCCUGGCUCCAUAUCUUGUCUUUGAUAUUCAAGGAGGCAAAGAAUCUUCCAAUGAAAGGUUUGAAUAUUAACUAUUUCAUCAGGAACUCAUUUUUUUUUGUUUUGUUAUUAAAACUGUUGGUUUUUAUAAACACAAUUUAUAUAAUUUUUGUUAUAUGUCCUAUUUUACCUCAUGAUUUAUUCAGACCCUCUGAAACCUUAUUAUCUUUUUUACAUAUUAUCAACAUAACAAUUGAAUAUCAACAUAACAAUUGGGUCAAACAUAAUACAUGAUGUACAAUCAGAACACGUGCUUUUCAUUUCUUAAGACUUACCAAGAAAAUUAAAAAAAGUUUGAGAUUUUUGUUUUCAUAUUGUUUUGUUAAAUGGUUAAUUAAUUUACCCCGAUAUACAUCAUUGAUCAGGUCCCUGUCCAAUGUACCUGAGGCUGAGUGCACCGCCAGUCUUUGUUCAGUUGUCAUGGAAGUUUUAAAGGAGAGUCCCAGCACUGUCCACAAAAGGGUUGGCGUUAUCUGCCCUUACGCUGAUCAAAAGCAAACCAUUUUGAACCACUUGAGAAAAAGGUAACCAUGAUAAUAUAGAAAUGUUGUGUUAGUUACAGUGUAGAAUUUUUUGGGUAACGUUUUUUUACCAUAGUAACAAAGUGGUUUUGAACAAAAAUCAUAACUUUUGAACCACUUGAGCUAGAAAGUUGAUCUUGGUGUUUUUGUAAUCCAUUCUCUAGUCAAAUGGAGGAUGUACUGUGGCUUGGCAUGGAAAAAACAUGAGAAAAAAAAAUAAAAACUCAUUCUGAGAGAAGUUAGAACCAUUAAAUGCUUGCUUGUCAAGUUCCAAGAUUGCUAUCAAUAUCUUUAAUACUAAAACCUAUGCUGAUGUGAGUAACAUGAUAUUUGAUAUCUGUAAAUUUUAAAUUUAAUUUAGAAAUCUUGAAAGGAUUGAAGUGAACACAGUUGAUGGCUUCCAAGGCCAGGAAAGGGACGUAAUCAUCAUGUCUUGUGUCAGGGCACAGAACAACCCAACAACAAUUGGGUAAAUUAUUAGACUUAUCUCAUUGUCAAAAAUGUUGUCAGACUUGUAUGGUGUCAAAAUGUUGACAGACUUGUCACAUUGUCAAAAUGUUGACCCUUUAAUCCAUCAGUGAUCAGACUUAUCACAUUGUGAAAAAAUUGCAUGACUUAAUCCCAUGUCAAAAUCUUGACUGUGUUUAGCUAAAAAUUUCUGAACGUAACAGCAGGAGUUAAAUACUUAACCCUAUAACUGUCAUAACGACAGAUCAUCGGCCGUUAUUCCUCUUUCUGGGGUGUCUCGGCCGAUAUAAUCAGCCCCUAGCAAUAUUGUCUUUAAAAAGCCUGUGAUUUAAUGUAUAUUGUUUAAGGGGAAAUCACUCUAUAUUAGGGAGUUUGCUUCCUGUUUCCGUUUCGAUCUGUGUGUCAACAUGCUUUUAUCAGGGAUUUUUUUGUGAUCAAUGGGGUUUGAAAUUUUCUUUUAAAAAAUUUAACCGCCAUAAUGUCUGAGCCGAAGAGGGUCCCCCUUUGGAUUGCAAAAAUAGCACAGAAUUUCUUUAUUGGAAUCAUUUCAAAUAUAUUAAAAUGAGAGCAAAGAUUUCAGAGAUAUUCCAUGUGCUACUAAUGACAGAAUCAGCUUUAGCGGUGAUGGCGGCCUGAGAGUCAGAUAUUGACAACUCUAUUCCCAAGCUAAGUCGUACUGUUAUAGAAGAAUGGUUUGGGAAAGGGUGGGGAAAACUAACAGAAAAAGACAAAGAUUGGAUCCCAAAGACCUACCUGAAGGACAUUUAUGUCUUUGUAUGUUCUGGAGUAUUAAUUAAUUAAUUUAAAAAAUGGAUUUAAAAACUGCAAUUGAAAAGGAAUUUUUGCACUCAUUUUGCGCCUACCCCCCCCCCCCCCUCCCCUUUUUUUUUUUUUUUUUUUUUUUUUUUUUUUCUUUUUUUUUUUUUUGUAUUUUGCAUGAUAGAAAUUUGAAGGUAGGGAAUGAAAAAAAAUUCACCAAUGUCACAAUUUUCAAAACAAGAAACUAUAACUUGACAUUUUCUGAAAGAAUAUUGCUUCUAGUAUCUCGAUAACUUGAUUACAUGAUAGUUUGAAAAAUUUAUGGAGUAUUUGUGUGGGUGGAGGUCAGAAGUUGAGUGCUAAAAUUUUACUCACUCUGUAAAGGUCAAGAUCAGUAUCAACAUAUGUAAUAUGAAAACAAAUUCUUUUCAUUCCAUAAAAUACCUUGUCCUAUGUACUUUAAGAAAAUGUAUACUUGUAAAGGCCUCUGAAUUCAUUUGGUCUGGGAUUUUGUCAUUUUUUGACAAGCACAGGAAAAUGUUAAAAAUGGCUCGGAACUACAGAAAAUGUACUGGACAAUUAUAGGGUUAACGGUUAAGUACGGAAGAAAAUUACUGAAAAAAAAUUAAUUGCUAAACACUAGUUGAAGUUUUGAUUUUCCCUUCUGGUUCUAAAGAAAACAGGUCAUGUCCUUGAUCAUUUUAAAAAUCAUUCCCAAGACCAUUGAAUGAAAUAUUAAACUUUUAAAAAAAAAUUAAUUUUGUAAUAUAUAUUAAUUGCAUUUUCUCCCAGUUUUCAUUAAUUUUCAAUGACACCAGUUAGGUACUUAUUUGUAUAAAAUUAAUAAAUAACAUUCCUAAACCGAUUAAAUACAAAUAUUAAACACAAACUUCAGCUGCAUAUAGGAAAUAGAUUUUUUAAUGAUUUCUUAAAUGCUCAGUGCUAAUUUAUUGGAUAACAUAGUAACUUUGAUGAAUAUUCUGCUGAUUUCAGUUUCCUUGCCGACAAAAGAAGAAUGAAUGUUUCUCUGACCAGGGCAAAACUUGCUAUGUAUGUCAUGGGCCAUUUUGAAACUCUGGUGAGUGGGGGUUUGUCUUUGAGUGUGAAUUUCUAACAGUUUGGUUUUGCAACACACUUCAGGGUUUCUUUAUGGCAGAUCCUUUAUUCACCUAUUCCUGAACGUAUGCAGUGAAAAUUCUGAGGCGACUUCUGAUUACCAAUGUGCACCAAUCGGCUUGCAUCCUCAUAACUUUAACUACAUCUUUGUCUAAAUUUAACCUUAAAUAUCUAUCGGCUUGUUCAUUAAAUUGGUGGGUUUUCAAAAUCAUGAUGUGGAGGUCAGAGAGUUUGAGUCCCCUUUCUGGUACAUUAAAAACAAAACUCAAUUUAGUAUUUGCUGUCACGUCAUUUUGUAGUGUCAAAAAGUGUCAGGUGGCUUGUGGGUAGGUCAGCUGCAGGAAAUAUAAAAAGUGAUAGGGGUUUGUGGGCAGGUCAGUUGCAGUAAGUAAAUAAAGUGUUGGGGGCUUGUGGGCAGGUCAGUUGCAGGAAAUAUAAAAAGUGAUAGGGGCAUGUGGGUAGGUCAGUUGCAGUAAGUAAAUAAAGUGUUGAAGGCUUGUGGGCAGGUCAGUUGCAGGAAAUAUUAAAGGUGGAAAGUCAAUACAACCAAUAUGAUUUGUAUAAGGUCUUGUUUUAAUUUAUCUUUCAGAAAACCAAUGGGCUGUGGUCAGAGUUGUACCAGGAUGCAUGCAACAGGAAGUUGUUGGUUGACAUCAAAGAUGCCAGCAGAUUCUCCAGUGUAGCUGGACAGAGGCUUGAUCUUAACAAACACUCAGUGCUCUUAGAUAGAUGAGGCACCUGGUGGUCCAACGGACUCCUUUAACAAACACUAAGUGUAGUUAGACAGAUGAGGCAUCUGGUGGUGCUACGGACUCCUGUUAUUUGUCAAGUUGCAAAAAUUGAAUGCUGAAAACGUGCCCGUAAUGGGCUUAUUGAAAAAAAUUUCCACUCUCUAAAAAAUUUGGCUUUAUUAAAAGAAAUAUUAUUGUUAUUUUUUUUAAUGUGUCCUUAAUGAAAUCCAUUUUAAUAAAAAGGUUAAUGCAUUUUCCCA